AUGCAGGCGGCGGAUGCGGCUGUUUCCGGCGGGAGCCGCAGCUCUCUGCUGCGAGAAAGGGGCACCGGCGGCGGGUCGCCGUGGCUGGUGGAGAAAUUGAAGAAACUGAAGGAGCUGUCGGAGAUGGUGGCGGGGCCCAAGUGGAAGAAUUUCGUCAGGAGAAUCGGCAAGUUCUGCAGUCCCAAGAAACACGUGAACAGCACGCAGCAGAACGCGCAGUUUCAGUACUCGCCGGAGAGCUACGCCCUCAACUUUUCCGGCGGUGAUAAUAGUGAAGAUCACGGCGGCGGAGAAGAAGAGGAGGGCAAUUUGUUGAGGUUUGCUCGUGCUGGCCGGCCUUAUCAAUGA
Erythranthe guttata (spotted monkey flower) is the source of this 348-nucleotide messenger RNA. The record is from RefSeq and is a predicted model, not a curated record. Lineage: Eukaryota; Viridiplantae; Streptophyta; Magnoliopsida; Lamiales; Phrymaceae.